Messenger RNA from Hemiscyllium ocellatum (epaulette shark), 1564 nucleotides. It is a transcript of the gene ccdc97, whose product is annotated as coiled-coil domain containing 97. The transcript is spliced from 5 exons. The coding region runs from base 150 to 1214 and encodes 354 amino acids. The record is from RefSeq and is a predicted model, not a curated record. Lineage: Eukaryota; Metazoa; Chordata; Chondrichthyes; Orectolobiformes; Hemiscylliidae.
CGGACCCUGUUUAAGGUCGGAACUGGUCCGUUCUGGUUUGUAAAUGUUUGUGUUAAAAUAUCUCUCGACAAAUACUCAACGCAAGAUAAAAAUGGAGGUGACUGUGUGUGAAAUGUAAAGCGAAGGAUCGGGAAGACUUUUCGAAAAGGAUGGAAGGCUCACAAACACAAGAUCUGUUACAAGAUGUUCCAAAAGUGAGUGAUCCUUCUGCAGACAUUGCCACUCAGGAGGCCAGUGCACAGGUGGAGGGGAUGCCCAUAAUCUCUACUGAGGGUCAUGUCUCACCAAGUGUGGUUGAGGAACAGAUCAAAUCCUCUGUUCCUACCUCGCCAUGGGAGAUUGACGACACUGCCAGACUGAUGAAUAAGCUCCAUGACGAGCAGCAGGAAGAUGCUAUGAAUGCUUCACUGAACAGCAUGUUUCAUACGAUUGCCAGUAGCAAAGCACAGAUCAAAAGCCAGCAGAAGGACGAGCCUGAUCUUAUGUAUGACCAGAAAUUGGAUAUCAUCAAGGAUCUUUUCUGGUGUAAGCCAGUGGUGUUCCUCGAACGUUUUCACAAAAUCAUCAAAGAAGAGCAUCUUGUCUGUUUCAACCAUUUGGCUGAAAACUACGAAGUUACUUUUUACAGUAAUGAAAUUAGGAAGUCUUCCAAGAAGAAAACUGCCCGAACAAAUGUUCGCAACAAGAGGUACGCGGCCCUGCAGCAGCUGAUUAAAGAUGGGGAGUAUUUCAGUGAUGAGCAGAUGCGAACUCGAGAUCCUUUGUUGUACCAGCAGUACAUUAGACAGUACAUGACAGAGGAGGAGCUAUUGGCUGAGAACAGCAAAAACCUGAGCAAUGCCAUGUGUUUGUCUGACCUGUUGAUGAGCACUUAUCAGGAGAAAAUUGUCCAGGAAAGGCUACAGUGGCAACAGGAAAGGGAAGAUGCCUGUGUGGAAGAGGAAGAGGACGAUGAGGAGGAAGAUGACGACACGGAGUCUAAAGCUGCAGACUGGAUACCCAGUGACGAUGAGAGGAGUAUGCUGAGGGAAGAAUUUGUGAGCCGCAUGUACCAGCGCUUUCUGGAUGGGGAAGACAGUGACUUUGAUUACAGUGCUGUUGAUGACAACCCGGAUUUUGACAACCUUGACAUCAUAAAUCGUGAUGAAGAGGAGAGAUACUUUGACGAGGAGGAGCCAGUGGAAGUUGAAGAUAUAGAGAUGGACAAGGAUUAAACAUUCUUCAAUUUAUCUGUUUUUUUUUAGAUUUUACAACAUUUCCAAAGGAGAAUGUUGGUGACCAACCGAUUUGUUUUGUGCAUGUCAUAAAAGAAUUUCUUCUUCCUAUUUUUAAUGUCAGUUUAAUUGGCCCGUUUCUAUUGUGCUGAAAUCAAAUUUUUUUUUUAAGUUUCAUGUACAAAGGAGGAUGAAACCGAAACUGCUGUCAGACGACAAACAGAUUCCCACAAUGGCUCAGAGCACCAACAGAUCAACCAGGAGACCAUGAGUUCUCAGAUGCUGGAGAUCAGAGUUGAGUAUGUUGCUGGAAAAGCACAGCAGGUCAGGCAGCAUCCGAGGAGCAGGAA